This is a messenger RNA of Erigeron canadensis, 2218 nucleotides long. Its product is annotated as QWRF motif-containing protein 4. The transcript is spliced from 7 exons. The record is from RefSeq and is a predicted model, not a curated record. Gene Ontology annotation, biological process: centrosome cycle; spindle assembly. Gene Ontology annotation, molecular function: microtubule binding. NCBI's taxonomy places the organism in Eukaryota, Viridiplantae, Streptophyta, Magnoliopsida, Asterales, Asteraceae. The coding region runs from base 328 to 1920 and encodes 530 amino acids. Gene Ontology annotation, cellular component: centrosome; cytoplasm; nuclear microtubule.
CACCAUUUCUCUGCAACUCUCUUAUUUAUAUUUAUUAUUAUUAUAUAUUUAUAUAUAUAGUCUUGUCGACCAUGGCAAAUCCGUGAUAGAGACUACAAGUGGCACUCACACUACACUCACUGUUUUUUGUAACACUAUAUUUCUUAUCUCUAUAUCUUAUCUUGGCACCAUUUAAACAGACCCAGUUUUCCUUCUGACUACUUUUAUCAAAUUGUUUGAAUAGUAAAGAAGUAAAGGCAAGAAACCAUCACUUUGUGUCAAGAAUUUGGGGGGCUAAUUGGUAAAUGUGAUACAAGAGAUAAAUGUGGUUGAAUUUGAAUAGAGUGGAUGGAUGUAUAUGAAUCAAACCAAGCAUUAGAGACCACCCGAAACCCGGAAUUGCUGCACGUAAAAAACCAUGGAAUAUUACAUCAUCCUCUCACUCGAGAGGGUGGUUCGAGAUACAAAUCACCUACACCAAGGCGGUUUCCAUCGCCAAGUGUUACAAGAACAGUUACACCACCACCAGCAGCAGCACCUGCAACUGCACCAAAGAGAGCUGUAUCCACUGGAAGGAGGCUGGCAGUAACACCGCCCAGCCCCACUACCCCGGUCCACGAUACAUCUGUGUACACUGAACUGGCUGCUAGAAAGGCGAGUGGUGGUAGUAAAUUGCCAGAGUCAUUAUGGCCGUCAAGAAUGCGUAGUUUGAGCGUUGCUUUUCAGUCUAAUUCGUAUUCGAUGCCAGUGAGUAAAAAGGAAAAGCCUCCACCUCAGGCUGUUUAUGAUCGUACUUUGAAGCCGUCUUCAAAUGUAACACAUAAACAGCCUGUUUCAUCGCCUACGUAUAGGAAGGCUACACCAGAGAGAAAAAGAAGCCCCCUUAAAGGAAAAAGCAACAUUGAUCAGUCAGAGAAUUCUAAACCGUUGGAUGGGUUAAAUUCUAGACUCGUUGAUCAGCAUCGGUGGCCUAGCCGAACAGUUUCAAAUGUUUUGAAUAAAAGUAUAGAUCUAUCUACUGAAACUAUCAAAAAUAUUACCUCUCCAAAUCUCAGGAGAAUGUCUUUGCCUGGUGAUAGAAACCGGCCUCAAAGAAUAUCGAACCUUGUUUCAUCAAGUUCAUUAGAGAAAAAUGAUGGAUCAUUACAAUCAUCUCCAAAUAAUUUGACAAGUGGUUCACGAGGAGUGAGUCCAUCUCGAACACGAGCCAUGAUUUCUGCACCCUCUAGAGGGGUUAGUCCUAAUCGAAUGAGGUCAUCAAGUCCUUCAAAGCAGCUAUGCAAUUCCAAUAAUACAGUUUCGGUUCUCACAUUUAUUGCUGACAUUAAGAAGGGCAAAAAUGUUGCUAAUCGUAUAGAAGACGCUCACCAUUUACGGUUAUUGUAUAACCGACAAGUGCAGUGGCGGUUUGUUAAUGCCAAUUCAGAAGCUAUGAUGAAUUCCCUGAAAAUUACUGCUGAGAAAUCUUUGAUUAAUGCCCAGAGAACUAUGUCUCAACUCCAAGAUUUAGUAGCUGCAAAGCGGAUUAACAUCUGUCAGUUGAAACUGCAGCUAAAGCUCUACUUGGCUUUGAACCACCAAAUUGCUUACCUUAAUCAAUGGUCUUCGAUAGAAAGGGAGCACGGUUUUUCAUUACAUGGUGUUAUUGAAGAUUUACAAGCAAGCACCUUACGACUUCCGGUCACUGGAUGUGCUAUGGCAAAUAUUCAAAGUGUGAAGUCUGCUGUUUACUCAGCCAUCCAAGUAAUGCAGACAAUUGGAUCUUCCUUACAAUCUACAUUAUCAAGGCUGGAGGAAACAAAUUGGCUGGUUUCCGAACUUUCAACUGUUAUAGCACAAGAAAGAGCUCUUCUUGAUGAAUGUGAAUCUUUAAUGGCAUCUACAUCUUCUCUGCAGGUAGAGGAAUACAGCCUUAGGACAAAUCUCGUACAGUCGAAUUGAAACAAGGUUUGAAGAGUGUAUGAUACACCGAUAAAUGAUACCUUCGUGAUUCCGUCCACAUCUGACACUAACUUCAUUUCAUUUUGUAUCGUAAGGGGUGAAAGUGCAUCAACAACGACACGUGGUGUGUCGCUAAUAUAUAGUGUGUGUCGCGUGUACAGUUUUCUUUUUUCACAUGUGUGGUUCUUUUCUCACCUCAUUUUAGGAGGGGAGUUGAGGGUGAUGGUGAAAAAUUGUAACUAGUUGAUGUAUCCAAUAGCAAUGGCAAUGCAAUGGUUAUAGCUUCAUUCAUUCUAUA